AUGGAUAUUCUUUCGCUCUCCGCCGCUCCCUCCCCCUUCCCUCACACCUCAAUCGCCUUCUCCACCGCCGCCGGCAAAAGACCCACCUCCCUUCCUUCCACUUCCGUCUCUUUCUCCUCCCAGCCACCUCCGGCGCCCGAACCGGACAACUCAAACACAUCCCCUGCCGUCCGCCGGCCUCAAUUACUGACCAAGUCGGCUUCCACUUCCGACGAGAAACCUCCUGCCCCCAAUCUCCCACGAAACCCAUUCAAAUCCCUUUCACAGUCAUCUCGCGCUUCGCCGGAUACCAGCCCUUCUCCAGCACCCUUCUCCCUUUCCUCCAAGCUCUGGCUCUCCAGUAAGCUCUCGCCCCCACCACCGCCGCCGCCUCCUCCUCCUCCCCCGAUUACCCCUCCUUCCCCGGUCCAGCGACGCUCUCGUGUUCCAACCCGAACUCUUGAUGCGGAGGAUGACCCACCGAAGGCUGAACUCCGGGAGCCGGGGAAGAUUUUCGUUGGGAACCUGCCGUCAUGGGUGAAGAAGCUCGAAUUGGUCGAGUUCUUCCGGCAAUUCGGGCCGAUAAGGAGCGUGAUCCUGAUUAAAGGUCACAAUGAGACGGAGAGGAAUGCUGGGUUUGGAUUCGUUAUCUACGAUGGCCGGGCGGCGGAGAAAUCGGCUGCCAAGGCUGUGGAGUUUGACGGGGUGGAGUUCCACGGGAGGGUGCUGACGGUGAAAUUGGAUGACGGGAGGCGGCUGAAGGCCAAGGCCGAAGAGAGGAAGCGGUGGGUGGGUGGUGAUGGUGGGGAGGAGGAGUACAGGUCCAAGUCCAAGUGGCACGAGGAAAGGGAGGGUUCCAGGAAUGCGUUCCGGAGGGUUCUCGAUACGCAGCCGGAGAAUUGGCAGGCCGUCGUCGACGCAUUCGACAACGUUAAGAAGCCUUCUAGAAGGGAGUUUGGAUUGAUGGUGGGCUAUUAUGCUAGACGCGGAGAUAUGCACCGUGCAAGACAAACUUUCGAAAGCAUGCGUGCAAGAGGAAUAGAACCCAGUUCUCAUGUCUACACAAGCCUUAUACAUGCUUAUGCAGUUGGUAGAGACAUGGAAGAAGCUCUGUCUUGUGUUAGGAAAAUGAAGGAAGAGGGUGUCGAAUUGAGUUUGGUGACUUACAGCAUCCUUGUUGGUGGAUUCGCAAAAGUUGGCAAUGCUGAGGCUGCUGAUUACUGGUUCAAUGAGGCCAAGGAGAGACAUUCAAACUUAAAUUCAAUCAUCUACGGGAGUAUUAUAUAUGCUCAUUGUCAAACAUAUAAUAUGGAUAAAGCUGAAGCAUUAGUAAGGGUUAUGGAAGAAGAAGGCAUAGACGCUCCUAUUGACAUAUACCACACAAUGAUGGAUGGAUACACUAUGAUUGGCAAUGAAGAGAAAUGUUUGGUUGUCUUUCAAAGACUUAAGGAAUGUGGAUUUUCACCUUCAGUUGUCAGUUAUGGAUGUCUCAUCAACCUCUACAUCAAGGUUGGAAAAGUUUCUAAAGCAAUGGAAGUUUGCAAGCUGAUGGAGCUUGAUGGCAUCAAACAUAACAUGAAGACAUACUCCAUGCUUAUCAAUGGAUUCGUGAAGUUAAAAGAUUGGGCAAAUGCAUUUGCAGUUUUUGAGGAUGUUGUUAAAGAUGGUCUGAAACCUGAUGUGGUGCUAUAUAACAACAUCAUCAAUGCAUUUUGUUGCAUGGGAAACAUGGACCGUGCCAUCACGAUGGUUAACCAAAUGCAAAAGGAAAGGCAUAGACCUACCACACGUACUUUCAUGCCCAUCAUUCAUGCAUUUGCUAGAGCUGGGGACAUGAGAAGAGCCCUUGAUACUUUUGAUAUGAUGAGGCGGAGUGGGUGCAUUCCAACAGUUCACACUUUCAAUGCGUUGAUUCUUGGUCUUGUCGAGAAGCGUCAGAUGGAGAAGGCAGUUGAAAUAUUAGAUCAGAUGGCACUAGCAGGGGUAGGUCCAAACGAACAUACAUACACGACCAUCAUGCAUGGUUUUGCUGCAUUAGGUGAUACGGGCAAGGCUUUCGAGUAUUUCACCAAACUGAGAAAUGAAGGGCUUGAACUUGAUGUGUUCACCUACGAGGCAUUGUUGAAGGCAUGCUGCAAAGCUGGAAGAAUGCAAAGUGCCUUAGCAGUCACUAAAGAAAUGAGUGCCCGAAACAUUCCCAGAAACUGUUUCGUCUACAACAUAUUGAUUGACGGAUGGGCUCGGAGAGGUGAUGUGUGGGAGGCUGCUGACCUUAUGCAACAAAUGAAGCAAGAGGGAGUGCAACCUGACAUUCACACAUACACUUCGUUUAUAAAUGCUUGCUGCAAGGCUGGUGACAUGGCGAAAGCAUCAAAGACCAUGGAUGAAAUGGCAACCUUCGGAGUGAAGCCAAAUGUGAAAACAUACACAACCUUGAUCUAUGGUUGGGCUCGAGCAUCUCUGCCUGAGAAGGCGCUGGAAUGCUUCGAACAAAUGAAGACUGAGGGAUUAAAGCCUGACAAGGCUGUUUACCAUUGUUUGAUGACAUCGCUUCUCUCCAGGGCUACCGUGGCCGAGACAUCCACUAUUUACUCUGGGAUUCUGUCCAUCUGCAGAGAGAUGGUGGAAUCUGAGCUGACAUUCGAUAUGGGCACGGCGGUCCACUGGUCCAGGUGUUUGCGCAAGAUCGAGAGAACCGGUGGGGACAUCACAGAAGCACUGCAGAAAACCUUCCCUCCAGACUGGAGUGCACGCCAUGCUCCCGUCUCCAUUUCCGAAUCAGAUGUGGAUGACGAACUCAACGUUCACUCGGACGAUGAUGAUGACAUUUACUUGGCCAGUGGCGGUGGAAGCCACCAAAACGACGACAGUGAAGCUGAAGCAGAAGAUGAUGGUGCUCUUAGACAAAGACUGCUUUGGCAGAAUCGUUUUCCACAUUAG
Linum trigynum is the source of this 2919-nucleotide messenger RNA. The record is from the annotation of a GenBank genome assembly. NCBI's taxonomy places the organism in Eukaryota, Viridiplantae, Streptophyta, Magnoliopsida, Malpighiales, Linaceae.